Aspergillus sclerotioniger CBS 115572 is the source of this 1052-nucleotide messenger RNA. Its product is annotated as seipin co-factor family protein. The record is from RefSeq and is a predicted model, not a curated record. NCBI's taxonomy places the organism in Eukaryota, Fungi, Ascomycota, Eurotiomycetes, Eurotiales, Aspergillaceae. The transcript has a single exon. Bases 200 to 874 code for a protein of 224 amino acids.
CCCGCAUCAGCCCGGCCGAGUGCGAGGGUCUCUACGGUGUCUUUCCGCGUCGUGUCAGGGCAAUCCGGGCAAAGACCCUACGUCAUCGCCUCGUCGUCAUCGCGAUGCUGCUCCUUUACUUUCCCCUCAUCGCCCAUCCUCGAUUCCCCCUGUUCAGCUCCUCAUUCACCGUCCAUUCCCCCCAUCUUUUUUUGACAUAAUGUCUCUCAAUUCCGUCACCGCCGGCCUCCAAGGCCGUCCGCCCAAGCUGGCCGGCGACCUCAAAUCGACCGUCCAACAAGCCCCCAACACAACUACUCAAACAGCUGGUCAGGUUACCGACUCAGUCCUCCCCGGAGAAUACCCAGGCGAUGAAAACCACAUCAAAGAAGCCCAGCGCGACGACACCAACAACGGACCCAUUUUCGCCCCCCUCCGACAAUGGUUCCGCCAAUCCCUCCCGCGCCUGCUCGAUCGCUUCGAGUCGCAGCUCAUGUGGCUACUAUCCUGGAUCCUGCCCGCUCCGCGACAAGCCAAGCUGUACGAAGAGGCCGCCCGACGCCCAGCCAGCACGACCUUCCUGAUCUGCCAGCUGCUCUGCUGCGGUGUGCCCUUGCUGGUGUUCCUCGCCGGCGUGUUUGUCUUUGCGGCCGUCGCGAUCCUGCUCUGGGCUGUGCUCUCGCUGCUUAUCCUCUGUCCGGUGUUAUUGGUCUCUAGCAUGAUUGGUGUGUCGAUGUGGGGAUGGGGAUGGCUGUUCUACGGAUUGAUUAAAUGGAUUGAUCAGAAGUAUCUGGGGGGGUUGAUCUCGAGGUUUUGGCUUUCUCGGAUGCCGCAGGAUACGGGGGGAGGUGAUGAUGGCCCGGGACAAGAGGGGCAGGCGGAGAAGGAGGAGUGAGAUACGAUGGCUUUGGGGGAUUUAUUUAGUAUGCUACGUUGUCGAUAUCCAACGUAGUUGCGUUGUUGUCUUGCAUGUGAGGGUUAUUGAUGUUGUUAGGUGGGAGGUUGGUGUCUAUAAAAUGUUGGAAGUCUAGUAUAUAUUGCUGGUUGAAUCUUACUCAAAAAAGAAAAGCAUC